UGAAAAACUGCCAGUUUCCUACCCUUGAACUGCUGAUGUUAGAUGUUCCUGGAUUAGCCAAACAUUCUAACUCCUGAAGGCUGUCUCGUAUUAUUAAUCGCACAUUCAUAGAGCGCUGAAGUUAAAAAGCACGCAACUGUGGUCGUGUAAUACCAAUAGGGACAGGAACUAAAAUUGAUUAUCUGUGUUUCCUGCAUAAGAGUGAUGAUUCAUUGACGACAAACCUAUGCUUAUCAUCGAAGACUAAGAUAUCCAGACAAGUAACCAUGUAUACUUCCUUAUAAACAUUAUCAUCAAAGUUAUCAAUUUUUAAUCUGUUUCUUAUUGAAAAAGAAAUUAUGUUCAGUCGUGUUCCUUUAACUGAUGACUUUAAUCAUUUAGCACUUUGUGCUCGAGCAAGUUUAUCUCAUCAAGCUGAGAAAAAGAUUCAUUCAAUUUUAAACUGUGGUCAACUUUCAUUUGGAAGUAAUCUAUACAAUGGUAAAGAUGAAAUGAAGCAUAUUCAGCAGAUUAUUCCUCCUCCAGCCAGUAAUAAUAAUAAUAAUAAUAACAAUAAUAAUAAUAAUAAUAAUAAUAAUAAUAGUCCUAUUCCAUUGAACCAAUGUACACCUGUCCAUCAAUCAACUGGUUGUAAUGAACGCGUUAAACGUCAUCAUUGUACAGAUUGUACAAAAUCAUUUCAUCGUGCUAGUGAUCUAGUGAAACAUCGUCGUACACAUACAGGUGAGAAACCAUUCGCUUGUAUUCAAUGUGGUCGUGCAUUUGCUGAUUCCAGUAGUUUAUCUGCUCAUAAACGUAUACAUACUGGUGAACGCCCAUAUCAUUGUUGUCAAUGUGGUAAAAGUUUCUCUGUAUCUAGUAGUCUAGUAAAACAUCGACGAAUACAUACAGGAGAACGUCCAUAUCGUUGUGAAUAUUGUGGACGAUCAUUUUCAGAUAAUAGUAGUUAUAGUGCGCAUAAGAAACGAAGUCAACGGUGUACACCAAUUGGUGGUAGUAAUAAUAAUAAUAAUAACAACAAUAAUGAUAGUAUUAAUAAUAGUCUUCUUGGUGGAGAUUGUGAACGAAAGACAAAAUGUGAAGGUUGUGCAUUUCUUGAUGUACGUACACAAGCAGUUAUUCAUCCAGCAGGAGCUGCGGUAGCUGCAGCUGCUGCUGGUGUAUCUGUUGAACACUUUUUAAAUAAUAAAUCAUCAAAUAUGCUUAUAUCAAAAAUAGAUGUUAAUGGAUUUUGUCCAACAUCAAUGAAUUUAUCCUUUCCUAAUUCAUCGAAUACAAAUAAUAAUAAUAAUAAUAUUAUCACAGCGACUGCUUUAACAUGAAUACUUGUCUGCUUCAUAUAUACACUGUCUUACACUUGCGCCCUUACAAAAGGUGAACAUUAUCAUGUUUUAUAACAUUGUAUGUAUAUAGAUAUAUAAAUUAUAUGUGUAUCUUUGUGUUUUGGAAGCUUUUUAUUCUUCUCGCUUUUAGUCUCUCUCUCUCUCUCUACACAGUAUAUUGAACAUGUUGAAUUUACCGCGACAAUCGCUUCAAAUUUUAGUCGAUACCCUAAGUUUUAUCAUCAUUAUCAUUAUCAUCAUUAUUGUUAGUUGUUGAUUUUCAUUUCUUUCUGUAGUGUUACUUUUGUAAGUAAUCAAGUUAACUCAACAAACUCUAAUCAAUAACAAUUAACAUACUUUGAUAAUUUUGUUAAGGAGUAAUGAUCCUCAUCUAUAUGCUUCAUCGUUAUUCGUCUUCUUGUAUCUCACUACUCGGACAAUUUUUUUAAAAAUCUUGGUGGUGGUGGUGGUGGUGGUGGUGGCGUUCAAUUGAUGAUGAGGUGGGAUGAGCGAGGUCUUUGUGUGUGUGUGUGUGUGUAUGUAUGUAGGUCAUCCGGCGAUAAUGAAAGAUGUUUGCAUAUUGUUCCCUUUGUUGUUACAAUUUCUCGCCUGUUGUCUUCAUCGUUUUCCUGUCGGAUACGCUUUUUGAACCAUUGUGUAUUAUAUUUUCGUUAUUGUUUCAUUUUAUUCAUCAUCAUCAAGUUUAUUUUGCUUGACAUGUUCAUUUGUUCCAGUUUCCCGAUACCAAUUUAGUGUUCUUAAAGUGUACACAGGGUUCAACUGUUUCACUUGGUUUUUAUCCCUUGGUGUUACCGAAUACUCGCUUACUGUCACAUACAUAUAUGGAGCAUGUUAUGGCAUUUCGAAUAUAAUUUAUUAUCAAUUAUCA
Messenger RNA from Heterobilharzia americana, 2211 nucleotides. The record is from the annotation of a GenBank genome assembly. Lineage: Eukaryota; Metazoa; Platyhelminthes; Trematoda; Strigeidida; Schistosomatidae.